Ailuropoda melanoleuca (giant panda) is the source of this 787-nucleotide messenger RNA. RefSeq names its product membrane-spanning 4-domains subfamily A member 6B-like. Bases 69 to 596 code for a protein of 175 amino acids. Gene Ontology annotation, biological process: cell surface receptor signaling pathway. NCBI's taxonomy places the organism in Eukaryota, Metazoa, Chordata, Mammalia, Carnivora, Ursidae. The transcript has 8 exons. Gene Ontology annotation, cellular component: plasma membrane. The record is from RefSeq and is a predicted model, not a curated record.
GAACCUUGUAUAGCUGAAAAAAGGAGUCCAUUCAUUCUCUACAGUUUCUAUACCAUAUCUUAAUUAAAAUGCCAAGAAGUUAUACCCUAAGAUUGGAGACCAGAGCAUUGGGGGCUGUGCAAAUCAUGAACGGCCUGCUUUACUAUGCGUUGGGGUUUCUCUGUUAUGCAUUAUUUCUCGAAGAAGAGGACAGAAAAAAUACUGGUUCUAUCCCUGUCAUUGUUACACUAAUUUACGUAUUUGGGUCAUCGCCAUUUUUCAUCUUCUCGGGAUCCACCAGCGUACGAGCACAGAAGCAUUCCACAAAGUACAAGCUUAUUUCUAGCCUUGUUAUGAACAUCUUAGCUGUCUGCUUUUCGGUACUUGGUGCAAUAUUGUUAAGUAUUGCGUGUUUCACGUAUCAUGCAGACACCAACGAAUACAUUUGGACACAUUUGGCUGGUAGUAUGCUUUUACAAUAUUUGCUCUUCACCACCAUCACGGAAAUAAUCUGUGCAUGCAUAACUAUCAGAUGGAUUGCAGUAGCAUUGAGUCAUCCAGAAUACAGUGAAACGAGUUUCAAUUACCCUCAGUCAACCAUGUCUGAAAGCAGAUGACCCUCCUUCUGACGGAUGGUCAGAAGGUCCUUCACUGUCGGAAUCCAGAGUCUCCAGUCAAAGAACCAGAGCGGCUCCAGUCAUGAACAAAACGUAAACUGAAUUAGUGAAGAACUGUAAUUUUUUUCAAGAGGCCUCAUGGAAAAGGCCCGCUAGUGAAGUCUUUUCUGGUAUACCUUCUCCCUACUUCA